AUGGAAAAUCUAAACCAGUAUGCGCCUUUCCAGGAUUACUUUGGCCUAAGUGACAUUACAUGGAACAAGGAUUUGUUGACAAAUCUGAACAAUUUGAUGACACCAAUUACGUGUCAGGACGAUAAUACUGACUGCGACGGCAGCAACAGCAACUUAAACUGUUGGAGUUUCGGCUGGUCAUUUUUGGAUAGGGAUGUUGGUUCAACUUCCAUGGAACAUUUGGACAGUAUCCGAAUUGACUCAAUGGACGAAUUCCGUCACAAUGGCCGAGAAUUAGAUUUGGACGAUUUAGAUAGUUACCAGGUGCAGUUGCGUCACCAGUCUGCGAAGGAAAAGAUGGCGAUACAGAGAGAGAGUAAUCCAAUCGUUUUACAAGUCCUGGCAUUUAAAGAAAAGAAGAAGGCUGCUCGUCGGGCUAAGGCCAAGAAAGUGUGCGUUUUCUGCAAGAACAAUGGCGAGACAUCCUCUGUAUAUACAAGCCAUGUUUUGAAGGAUACCGAGGGCAAAGUCAGCUGCCCCAUCUUGCGGAAAUACACCUGUCCGCUGUGUGGGGUAAAUGGCGACGGAGCGCACACCAUAAAGUACUGCCCAAAAAACGAGGAAACUGACAAUUCUACACCUUGUUUGUCAUCACUGUUGAGCACUGUUAGGAGCAGCACCUGUAAGCGACGCAGAAUGCAGUCGGAAAUGAGCUCUUAA
This is a messenger RNA of Ylistrum balloti, 699 nucleotides long. RefSeq lists its product as uncharacterized. Bases 1 to 699 code for a protein of 232 amino acids. The transcript has a single exon. Gene Ontology annotation, cellular component: perinuclear region of cytoplasm. The record is from RefSeq and is a predicted model, not a curated record. Gene Ontology annotation, biological process: negative regulation of translation; oogenesis. NCBI's taxonomy places the organism in Eukaryota, Metazoa, Mollusca, Bivalvia, Pectinida, Pectinidae. Gene Ontology annotation, molecular function: mRNA binding; zinc ion binding.